Suillus bovinus is the source of this 1424-nucleotide messenger RNA. RefSeq lists its product as uncharacterized. Bases 358 to 1386 code for a protein of 342 amino acids. The record is from RefSeq and is a predicted model, not a curated record. NCBI's taxonomy places the organism in Eukaryota, Fungi, Basidiomycota, Agaricomycetes, Boletales, Suillaceae. The transcript has a single exon.
CGGAUAACCGGUCCUAAGAAGCCUCUUCCAUAGAACGCUGACUGGGGUUUGUGACAUUUUAGUAUUAUUUUCCCACGCCAUGUAAUUACUUAUGUUCCUUCACCAGGCACUUGAUAUCACAUUGCACAGUAUCCUCGUCCCUUCUCUGCAGUAUUUCUCACUGCUAUGCUAAGGUUGCGUUUCUGAGGAGUCGGACCACUCCGAUUCACAUGUUCAUGAGACAAAUUCUACUCAUUUUUUCUCGAAACUCCAGUACAGCAAGUGCAUAAUAGGCGCCUUGAGGCUGUGGCGUUGGAUAAAGUGGCAUGAUGGCUGUUCUUUUCCUUCCUUCCCCCGCCUGCUCCUGCACUGCUCGCCAUGAUUGCAGGCCAUGUUGCAUACAUUCUCAACAUAUUGAAGAAAUGGCUUUCACGACUUGCACGUCGCUCUGCGACUUUAUUCUUCGUUGUCUUGUCUUCACUGCGUCGCUUUUUAGCAGGUCAUUUGAAGCUCGGUGAUCGGAGAUUGAUUACUCGUUUUCCCAGUGCAGUGCUCCCGCGAUCUCAAGAGGAUAUCAAAGGACAGGGUCCACCCAUCUGCCCGAGCCUUCUGCCGCCUGGUCAAAUGAGGCAGGAAGCUGGAGAGGAGCCUCCAUCGCCCUCAGAUGAUCCUUACACAGGAUCUCAUUCACAACAUCCACGACCUUUACGAAAAGGUACAGCGAUUCCUCCAUUGGACGCUAAUCCAACAACGAUGGAACAUACUAGUCCCACUCAAACAGAUGGGUUUCAUCAAGGCACUGUGUCGAGUUCACACCUGUCUCUGCAUAUGGAAGAGAGGUCUGUAAAAAACAAGAUAUUGCCUAAGGAUGGGGCACCGCAGGAGCUCAGCAGUACAGGCCCUUCGCACCUUUCUGUCCUCCAUGCUUUAUCCACAACACAUUCACGACCACGAGGAUAUAUGGACGAUACUCAUUCUUUUAAUACAACGCGCACGCCAUCCGUGAGGCAUAUGGUGCCUGGUACGCCUUAUUACCAACACGCCUCCAGUAGUCGUGUUUCAGUGAGCACGGGUCGCUCCUUUACACGAUCGAUUGCUGGGUCGGAAGUCCGACAAGCUGCAUAUCGAACACACACGGGACCUGUCCAUUCUCGCCCAAUUAGCGUCUGUAGUAUCAUGGAUGGACACCACGGAUCCACGAACACGAUUUCUAUGCCAUUGGAUUCAUCUGCCCAUCCUGUCCCGGUGUCAGAUCAUGGUUUCGAUCACAGUAUACAUUACAUUGCACCCCCCGGCAGCGACGAGCAGCUACCGGGCCAAGAUAUCGUCAUGGUCUAUGACGGCCCGCCGCUAAGCUCUAUGGUUCCGGAUAAUGUCCAGAGAUAUGGCAGGUGCCGUUUCCGGUGAACAUUAGUCUGCCUUCUUGCAUUUAUCCAAGAGCUGAC